GCCGUGUACUGUGCCUACACUGUGUUCAGCAUGUUUACUUAAUCUGUGUCUGCUGGAACAAGUUAGUGUAAGUUUCAGUUUCUGCGAAGUCGUCGGGUGAAGACAUGGCUCCCGUUCUGUUUGACAUAGAUGCGAAGCCGGGGGACCUGAUAGAAAUCUUCGGUGGGGUGUAUCACCACUGGGCUGUUUUCAUCGGAGGAAAUGAAGUCGUUCACUUAAUUCCUUCAACGCACAGAGGAGGAGAUCUGCUCGAGGUGCUCGCCUCCCUCGAGAGCAGCGACGCUACAGUGAGGCGUCAGAGGAUCUGGGAAGUGGUCGGGUCCAACCGUUUCCAGGUCAACAACCUCCUGGACGACAAGUACCGGCCUCUUGACCCCAGCGCCAUCGUCAGCAACGCCGUGAAGAUGGUGGGCCGGGAGCGUCCGUACAACGUCGCCACUCAUAACAGCGAACACUUCGUCACCGAGCUUCGAUACGGCAAACCGGAAUCACGACAGGUUCAAACCGCGGCUGUGAUUGGAGGUGUCGCCGCCGCCGGCGUGGCGGUCGCAGUCGUGGGAGCCGCUUUGUUUUCUGCCUUCCGCAAAAAUAAAGAAAAAAAGUGAUCAUGACUGAAAGUGCUGGAAGGUGUUUCAGCGUACCCCAAACUGCAUGAAGAAAGGUUCACUUUUCCAAUUCAGGUUUUUGUUCAUCGUAUAUUUGCAAAUGUUAAUUGCACUAUUUUGUAUUAAUUCAUGAUGUUUCAUUGAAAAGAAAAGGUUAUCCUGCAGCUUACAACUGAACUAGUGACGUUAAUGUUUUUGUUGUGAAUAAAUGCGUAUAACUGAUUCAAAUUGGA
Poeciliopsis prolifica (blackstripe livebearer) is the source of this 838-nucleotide messenger RNA. RefSeq names its product phospholipase A and acyltransferase 3-like. The record is from RefSeq and is a predicted model, not a curated record. The transcript has 4 exons. Bases 105 to 605 code for a protein of 166 amino acids. NCBI's taxonomy places the organism in Eukaryota, Metazoa, Chordata, Actinopteri, Cyprinodontiformes, Poeciliidae. Gene Ontology annotation, cellular component: cytoplasm. Gene Ontology annotation, biological process: N-acylphosphatidylethanolamine metabolic process. Gene Ontology annotation, molecular function: A2-type glycerophospholipase activity; glycerophospholipid phospholipase A1 activity.